Mytilus californianus (California mussel) is the source of this 4425-nucleotide messenger RNA. RefSeq names its product RNA-binding protein fusilli-like. Gene Ontology annotation, molecular function: 3'-5'-RNA exonuclease activity; mRNA binding. Gene Ontology annotation, cellular component: nucleoplasm; ribonucleoprotein complex. The coding region runs from base 253 to 2424 and encodes 723 amino acids. The transcript has 13 exons. Gene Ontology annotation, biological process: regulation of RNA splicing. Lineage: Eukaryota; Metazoa; Mollusca; Bivalvia; Mytilida; Mytilidae. The record is from RefSeq and is a predicted model, not a curated record.
GUUCGUAUUGUUUCGUUGAUUUUGAAUGCAGUAACAGCUUGCUUAAAACUUUGGAAAGAUUUAUAAAAGUUGCGUGCGCAAGGAAGGCGGUAUUUUUAUAUUCGACAACACGUUGCGAACAUAACCACCAAUAACAUUGCCUUGGGAUAAAAAGACCUAUACGUCGCACAUGGUUGACUCAAGAAAGAAAACACACGGCGAUUAAUAUACACAGGUGAACUGUUUGUGAAGUGACUAUUUUUAAGUGGGAACAUGGCCACUUCACAUCUUCUUAUUUUUUUCUGUGCCACCGCUGGAAAAAACGGGGAAGAAUUAGGAAAUGAUGAGGAACAGAUAGUCUUGUUUGUUUACCUACUAUAUGAUGUCAGUAAUUGCAAGGUUAUUGCUGUCCAACAACAUUAUGUAAAACCUCAACCAAAUGAAUUAUCAGAAACUGUCUUGACAGAAGAUUGUAAAUUGGAAACUGGUCUCAAUGAAGAAGUCAUUAAAAAUGCACAACCUCUUGAAAUCGUCUUGGACGAGUUCGAACGAUUCUUGUCAGCCAAAGGUGUUCAUCCCGAAAAUGGCGGGAAAUCAUUUUGUUUAUUAACCGAUGGACAAUCACAUUUAAGACAAUGUUUACACCCAGAAACAUGUACAAAGAACUACAGUUUACCAAGUUACUUUUCAAAAUUUUAUGAUUUACGGAAUGAAUUCAAGAAAUAUUACAAAACAGACAAUAUACAGAAUAUUAAAUCGAUGUUAGAUUAUUUAGGCUUACAAGAGGAUCAUUCUGUAGAAUAUGGUGUUCGACAGUGCCAAGAAAUGGCUAAUAUUAUGCAUCGACUUAUAAACGAUGGCCAUGUGUUCAAUAGUCCAGAAGUUGUCAAUGAGAGAUUAGAACCAGGGAUCUGUAGUAAAAGUGAUCUUGUAGACGACGAAUCAGUAGUCCGUGCACGUGGGUUGCCAUGGCAGUCAUCAGACCAAGAUAUUGCCAGAUUUUUCAAAGGCCUAAACAUUGCCAAAGGAGGAGUUGCAUUAUGUCUGAGUCCCCAGGGACGGAGAAAUGGCGAAGCACUCAUCAGAUUUGACGACGAAAUGAACCGUGACCUUGCCCUUAAGAGACAUAAACAUCACAUAGGACAAAGAUAUAUUGAAGUAUAUAAAGCUACAGGGAAGGACUUCGUCAAUGUAGCUGGAGGUAGCAAUACAGAAGCCCAAGCAUUUCUGUCUCGAGGUGGCCAGAUAAUCGUACGCAUGCGUGGAUUACCUUUCACAGCAACUGCCUCGCAGGUGCUAGAGUUCUUUGCCAGGGAGCCACACGCAUCCAAUGUCCUAGAUGGAGAGGAAGGUAUACUGUUUGUUCACUAUCCUGAUGGAAGGUCCACUGGUGAUGCUUUUGUCUUGUUUGAUACGGAGGAUGAAUCGAACACAGCUUUAAAGAAACACAGGGAAAUCAUGGGAACUCGAUAUAUUGAGUUGUUCAAGAGCACCGCAGCUGAAGUUCAACAGGUGUUGAACAGGAGCAUGGACCCACGAAACCCGGAGCCAGUUCUUGAAACACAAUUACCUCCUCUGAUAGCCCAGAUUCCACCACCAAAUUCGCUUCCAUACAUUCCACAAAAUAUUAUAACAAGCGGAACGAAGAAGGACUGCAUCAGAUUACGUAAUCUCCCAUCAACAUCACAAGUAACAGAUUUACUCACAUUUCUUGGAGAGUUUUCACAGUUCAUUGUAUACCAGGGAGUACACAUGGUCUAUACAGCACAGGGUGAACCUUCUGGUGAAGCUUUCAUUCAGAUGGAUUCAGAAGAGUCUGCCGCUUUGACAACCAUUAACAGAAGUAAACGAGCAAUGGUACAUGCAAACAAAAAGCGAGUUAUAGAAGUUAUUCAAUGUUCUGGAGAAGAUAUGAAUCUCGUUCUGACAAAUGGUAUACCAACUUUACCUCAACCUGCAGCUCAUCUACAACAGCUAUUAGCACAACAUCGUCCAAUUCUAUCACCGAGUGCACCCACGUUAAUACCACAGCCAGUUUCAACAAUGAUGCCAUUUGCUCAGUUUCCACAGCCACUGCCUGCAGCUUUUCCAGGAGCUAUGCCUGCCCAGGCCUUUCAUCAACAACGACCAGCAUUCUAUCCACAGAUUAUAUACUGGUACCCAAGUCCUCCAAUAUCACCACAGACUUAUCUUACUAAUACAGGACCCGCAGUUAUAGUCAUGCGGGGACUGCCUUUUAACGCUACUGUUCAAGACAUCUUGAACUUCUUCCAAGGUUUUCCAGAGGUAACACCCGAAGGUAUACAGAUACAAUACACACCAGAUGGUAGAUCAAGUGGAGAUGUUCUUAUAACUUUCAUGAAUAGAUCAGAGGCUGAACGUGCAAUAAAUACACUUAACAAGCAAACUAUAGGACAGUUCAUCAUCGACUUAAUCAUGGUGUAGACCCUCAUGUUAUUUAUAAACAUUUUACAUUCCAUAGGAUAGACUUUUCAGACAUUUGAAUUUUGUUUUUGUAUGAAAUGUUAUAUAUGAUUCAUAGUAUGUGUUGCAUAUUUAUUUUUGUUUCUGUUGAAAUAGUUAAGCUCAUUUUAGUGCUAAGUAACAGAUUUUCCUUUCUCAAAUUAGACAAGAAAUGUACAAGUAUAUUAGUUUCUUUUAUUCAUUUUUGUAGAAUUUCAAUAUUGUUUUAUUUAUAAAAAUUGAAAGUUCAUUCUUUAUAUGCAGCACAUACUACUUUUAUGAGUCGUUAUCUUGCCUGUCUCUCAUCUUUAGAUCUGUUGUUUAUGUGUUUACUGCUUCUGGCCAUUUGUUUAUUAUUAUUAUAAUAUCUUUAGUGCAAAACAAUUUUGGGAUACAUAAAAGUAUUUCUUUUCAAGUAAGCUUAAUUAUAUGCAGUGCCUAUGUUGAACAUUAUUUCGACAGAACAUACUUUGUGAAUUCAAAAAUAUUCUCGAUUUUCGUAAAUUUUGAAUUUAAACAUUUGAUAUCAUUGACGAGUAGUCUUAGUGAAUAGGUUGUGACAAAAUGGUAGUGCUUUUUGGAGUCAUGAAAUGGCCAGAUGUAUUUGUUUUUGUGUAUAUUUUAUUUGUUUUAUUGUUGAUAUUUUGUUGAGAUUUUAUUUUGCAUGCAUAUUAAGUGCCUUAUUGCGAUAUUUAAUGUCUUUCAAUUGAGAUCUGAGAGGUAUAUGAAGCUCAAGUUCUUCCAACAUAUCAUUCAACAUUCCAUGACUUGUACGCCAGGGUUACCCACUUUAGUGUCAUCUAUUAUUAAUUGGUGUUGCAAAAUCUAUAUUUGAUAAUCAAACAUUUACAUGCGGCUAAUUUGUGUAAAAUAUGCAAAGAAUUUAAUCAGGUCUAAUUUUGAAUCUUUUCAUUAGGUAGUAGAUAUCCUAGCAUCAUCUUUGGAAUUUAUGCUUCAUUUUAAAACUGUUUUGAUAUGCAAUCUCUUCAUUUGAACCAGACUGUAUGUGUUCAUUUUAGCCCAUGUAUGUACCGAGUCUAGUCAAAUUACAUUUUACAUAUAAGUUGUUAAUGAGGAAUACAGUGUAUGCUUUCUUUCUAAUUAUUAUUAUUACUGUUGGUUGAACAAUCUCCAAUUUAGAAAUAUUCUAGGAGGGAAAAUUUAUCAUUAUAUUUAAUAGUUCCGCAAAGAGAGUUACCCAUGACAUUUGUAAAAAGUUGAUUAUGAUUUUAGAUAACAUUUUGUUGAUCUUCAACUGAUAUUGUUAGUAUCUACGAAAUAUUGUUAAAAGUGCAAUAUAACUAUUAAUGCGUGUUUUUAUCAAAUAACACUUUCAAACCCUAGAUGGGUAUUUUGGUUUCGUUCUGACUAACCAUAAUUCUUUGAAAUUUAUGUUAUAUAAGAUUUUGUUUUUAUUUUGUAUGUAAUAUACAUGAUGUACCUCACUUGAUUGUAAUUACUUUGUACAUUGCUCUACGCAAAUGAUAUUUGCAUUGUAUAUACUAUUGUAUGCUAAUGAAUCAUUCAUUGCAAUAAAAACAUAAUUUGCAUAUUGGUGGUGGUGCGGUUUUUGGCAUUAUGGUGGCGGCUUGUGCUUGGUUCUUUUUGAGCAUUGGAAUAGUGGGACAUCACAAGAAUCACAUUUUUGAUACUCAGUUAUAUAACACAGUUUGAUUUGACAAUAAGUCAACAACGUAUGGCAUUCAGCUGUAGCACGCCUUAAUGAUUCGGCCAGUAGCUUUUUUAGGGAAUGGGAUAGUUAACUAUUUAUUGUAGAUAUUGAAAUAUUUAUUUAAUUUAUUUGUUUUAAUAAUUUAUAAGCAUUUUGUUUUAACGCCAAAGAUUAUAAAGUUUGAAAUAACACAAUUUUGACUGGUGACAGGGGAGUUUACUGCAGCAGAAGCACACAUAUGUUAUGAAGCUUUUCUGAUCCAUCUGUGAUAAUAUUUAAAUAUUAAUUCAAUAAAUUUUGAUAUUUUUAUA